CCUGUAUGGAGUAUAUACAGUACGGACUAUGAUGAUGUUGGUCCGCCUUCAGAGGGAAAAUGCUUGAAACGUCUCGCAUCAUCAGUCGCAGUAGACGCUGUGUCACCUGUCGAUCUGCCAGAUCCCAUUCCGCAUCAUGUCUUCAAGUCAUUCACAAGCCUGUUCCCUCCUCUCUGACGGAUUGCGACAAACUCGACUCUUCUCUCAGUUCACUCUCUUACACUUCAGAUCGAUAUAAUCAGCUUCACACUUCAUAUAAUUAUUGUAUUAUAUCCUUCAAAGAGAUAAUAUUCACAAUGUCGCAGCCAAUUGAAGGUCGCAAGGUGCUCUUGUUAGGAAGUGGUUUCGUUACGAAGCCGACUGUUGAACUCCUAAGCAAUGCGGGUAUAGAGGUUACUGUUGCGUGCCGCACGCUUGAGAGUGCCAAGAAGCUUAGCCAGGGCAUCAAGAACACAAAGGCUAUUUCUCUCGACGUCAAUGACAGCGCUGCUCUCGAUGCGGAGCUGUCCAAAGUCGACCUUGUCGUGUCCCUGAUCCCUUACACGCACCAUGCAACUGUCAUCAAGGGCGCGAUUCGCACCAAGAAGAAUGUCGUCACUACGUCUUACGUGUCGCCUGCUAUGAUGGAGCUGGAGAAAGAGGUCAAAGAGGCCGGUAUCACGGUUAUGAAUGAAAUUGGUCUUGACCCUGGCAUUGAUCAUCUUUACGCUGUGAAGACCAUUUCUGAGGUUCAUGAUGCCGGCGGAAAGAUAACCUCCUUCCUCUCUUACUGCGGUGGACUUCCCGCGCCUGAAUGCUCCAAUAACCCCCUCGGCUACAAGUUCUCCUGGUCUAGCCGAAUACCAGGGCCUUCCCGAGAUGAUCCGCACACUCGUCGAUAUGGACUUCCUCAGCGCCGAAGCGAAGGAUUUCCUCGACUCCCCCAUUCCCUGGAAAGAAGCCACCAGAAAAUUCUGGGCGCCACCUCCUCCAGCGAAAAGGAUCUCGAGUGGGCCAUCUCGUCGCGCACCAAGUUCCCCACCACUGAAGAGAAAUAUCGUAUCCUCUCUGGCCUCCGCUGGGUCGGGAUCUUCUCUGACGAGAACAUUAUCCCCCGUGGCAACCCCCUGGAUACGCUGUGCGCAACCCUAGAGUCCAAGAUGCAGUACGAGGAUGGUGAGCGUGAUAUGGUUAUGCUCCAGCAUAGGUUUGAGAUCGAGCACGCGGAUGGAUCUAAGGAGACAAGGACUAGCACUCUGUGCGACUAUGGUGACCCCAAUGGUUAUUCGUCCAUGGCAAAAUUGGUUGGCAUCCCGUGCGGUGUCGCUGUCAAGCAGGUCCUUGAUGGCACCAUUAGUGCGAAGGGUAUUUUGGCACCGAUGAGCAUGGACAUCUGCGCUCCUCUGAUUAAGACUCUUAAGGAGGAACACGGCAUUGAGAUGAUUGAAAAGACUGUUUGA
Messenger RNA from Blastomyces dermatitidis ER-3, 1439 nucleotides. Its product is annotated as saccharopine dehydrogenase (NADP+, L-glutamate forming). The transcript has 9 exons. Lineage: Eukaryota; Fungi; Ascomycota; Eurotiomycetes; Onygenales; Ajellomycetaceae. The record is from RefSeq and is a predicted model, not a curated record. Gene Ontology annotation, cellular component: cytoplasm. Gene Ontology annotation, molecular function: saccharopine dehydrogenase activity. The coding region runs from base 60 to 1439 and encodes 459 amino acids.